GCCCCGCCCCAUCCACGCUGUCGGCGGAUCGGCUGCUCUGGCCUCGGCCGCAGGCAGGCGCAGGUAGCCGCGUGCCGAGACGGCGUGCUCUCCGGACACCCCGGCGUGGCUGAGGCCAUGGCAAAGGCUGUCUGUGUAAACGGGUACAAAAGGCCCGCCGGGGCCGGUGCGGACGCGGGGGAGCGGCAGGCAGCUCGGAAGAGGCGGAAGGCGGACGGCGGCGGCGGCGGCGGCCCCGAGGAAAAGUCAUCUCGCUUGUCAGCAGCUUUAUUUGGUGAGGACUGCGAAAUCAGCCGUGACCAGCUGUAUGAGUUGUUAAAGUAUGCAGCUUUGGGAAAAUGCCACAAUGCAACACAGCCCAGCUGGUGCCGUAUUUAUCACCAAAGCCAGCUGGCUGGGGUUGUGGUUAUUGUUCUACGUGAAAUGAGCCAACUCCAUUUCUACAAAUUCUAUUUGCAGUUCAAACACCUCAGAAAAGUGUUUCGGCAUAGAUUCACAUUAACACCUUCCACUAACUUCCUAGCCAGCCUGUGUGGAGAAGGAGCAAACCUGGAGCCUCAAAACACUGCACAAGGUUUGACUUCCACUAGCAAUGAGUGUAUUCCUAAAAACUCAGACUUGGAAUGUGAUCCCAUCAUUCGGAAAUAUGGAGGAAAAAAACGAGGCCUCACUGGCUAUAUGCUGACUUUAGAAGAGCAGAAAAAAUAUGACUAUCCCAUAAAAGGAUCCCCUAGAUGUAAGGGCUAUAUAUACACAGAGUGUGAUCAGCAGAGGACGGACAGCAGCCCCCUCUUUGGUCUGGAUUGUGAAAUGUGCCUGACUGCAAAAGGGAACGAAGUCACGCGUGUCUCUUUGGUGGAUGCACAGGGUCAAUGCCUCUUGAAUGAACUCGUCAAACCUGAAAGCACAGUAGUGAACUACCGCACCAGAUUCUCAGGAAUCACAAAGAAAAUGCUUCUUCCGGUGAAAACAAGACUGCCAGACAUCCAAACCAGACUAAAAAAAAUACUUCCCCGUGACGCAGUAUUGGUGGGUCAUUCUUUAAAUGGUGAUCUUCAGGCUUUGGAGAUGAUCCACCCCAGUGUUAUUGAUACUUCAUUGCUCUUUGCCAGAAAUGAAGGUCGAAGAUUUAAGCUAAAAUUUCUAGCCAAAGCUGUUUUAGGGAAGGAGAUCCAGUGUGAACAGAAGCUUGGGCAUGAUCCUGCAGAAGAUGCUAGAGCUGCACUGGAAUUGGCUCAAUUCUUUAUCGAGCAAGGACCAGCAAAGGCAGCAGAACUAAACUUGGAGAUGCUUCUGACAGCUGAGGUCUCACAGAACAAAGCUGCGUUACAGCCACAAGGAUGUAGGGUCCAGAAACAGUUGAAUGAGCCUCCACAUCUACCCACACCAUGUUUUUUAGACUGCUUGCAGGUGACUGGCCAAAAACCCCUCCUUUUGGGCAGACAGGAACUAGACUCUUCUGGCCUGCGUCAGAGUAACCUGAGCAUUUCAAACAAACAGGUUCUUCGGAGAGCCUUAGCAGAUGUUCCCCUGUCCACAUUCAGUGUCAUUCAGUUCAGUCUGGGGCCAGAGUACACAGCAUCUCACCUUCUAGCUGGACUUUGUGAAAAGGUGAGAAGCAAGCUGACUGACAUGCUGACAAUUUACGCAGGUCCUUUUGAAGAAAACUUUUGCCUGAAGUCUGUGAAAAAAGAAUUUGGGAGGUGUGGACCAAUCUGCUCUCUUACAGUGGUAACUGAAACACACGAGCCCUAUGUCUGUGUCCAGUAUGAAGUGCUGGAAGCUGCCCAGCUUGCUGUGGAAAGCCUCAAUGGAGCUGAGAUAGCAGGAUCCUGCAUUAAGGUUCAGAGACCUGUCAGUGCAGCAAUGUUGGACUGCGAUGUUUUGAUAAAGGAACUAGAACUGGAUGUAGAAAAUGAAGGUGUGAUUUAUGUGGCGGGUCUAAAGAAGUCAUUAACGGAGACGGACUUGCAAGAGGAAUUCAGCCAGUUGAAAGACCUGGAAACACUGUUCCUGCCAAAGGAUCUCCAGAGUGGAAGGCACAGGAACUGCUGUUUCCUCAAAUUCCAGAAAUCACAAAGUGCAGUGGAUGCCCUUGAAGUUAUAAACGGAUGGACCGUGAAGGGCAGCAAACUGAGAAGUAGGAAUGCUCUUGCUUCAGGCCACCUCUGGAGAUGGAUUUGGCAAAUGAAUCACAACACCGGGAAGCAAGGAGGAAACAUCUUGUAUGAGAAAAUGGAGCAGCUAUCUGACUCUGAGCAGGAGCUAAGGAAGAAGGUGAAGAAGUUAGACCACCAUGUCAAAAAGCUUUAUAGAAGUCUGCAGAAUAACACCCUGUGCAUUAUUCUCUUUCCUGGAGUGAACAGCACGCAUGGAUCGCAAUCUGGCCUUGGUCUGAUGGGAAUAAAAGAUGACGGAGGGAGGAGUGCUUGUUAAACUGCCAAGUUUUUAAGCAAAGUCUUUUGUUAAGAUAUUUUUAGUUACUUUAAAUAUUGAUGUCUUUGUAAAGAUCUCUUACCAUAAGAACAAUAGGCUUUCACUCUGUAUCUUUUACAAAGUCUAAAAAUAAAAGCCAUUCAAAAUGUCUUCAAGCCCCAAACCUUUCCCAUUAAGCCCCCUGGCUGUGGCAGGUUUCCCUGGCAGUGAGCGAGGCGAGCACCGAGGCAGAGCCGGGGGCAAACCAGGGGCGCGUUGCGUAAAAGCCGAUCGGCAUUGGCCUGCAUGAUGGAACUCGGCGAGGGGUGCGUUGCCAGGACUGAUGUCCCGGCUGGUUGUCUGCACUGAAACGCUGCGGGCUGUAAACCGGCCAGCCGAGUUAACAUAGUACCUACAGCAGCUGCUCAGCGCCGAGUGGUUCUUCUCGGGAAUUGUGUGGAUUUCUGGAAAAGUGCUGUGCCAGCUCCUGAAACAGUCGCCACCUCCUUUCCGGGAAAGCACUGUACUUAGUCCAUGGAAAGGAGGAAUUGGUGAUUCAUGCUUCUUGGACAAUCUCCACUUUCUCCUCCCUCCCUGACCGCCCCCCACACCCCUCACACACAAAAAAGAAGAAAAACAGAGAAGUUCCAGUGUGGCUGUGGGAGGGACAAGGGCCAUUUUAAGGAAAGCACACCUCUGUGCGAACUUCACACGUCGUCGCGUUCAGCAGGGAGCCGGAAGCGCCGAGUUGCGGCAAGACUCGGUGCUCUGCCUGCAGUAGGGUGAGGUGCUGUGCAACUCGAUGGCUUCAGACCUGUCUGUGCUUUGCAGCAAUUGCCACCUGCUCGACUGUCUCCUGCUAACACACUGAAUUUCCAAGCACGAGGAUGCCUAGCAGAGCUUUUGGCACUCAGGAAAAAAGAAAAA
Molecule: messenger RNA, 3342 nt
Organism: Grus americana (Whooping crane)
Lineage: Eukaryota; Metazoa; Chordata; Aves; Gruiformes; Gruidae
Gene: REXO5
Product: RNA exonuclease 5
Exons: 20
Coding region: 118-2436 (772 amino acids)
Cellular component (GO): nucleus
Molecular function (GO): RNA binding; exonuclease activity
Source: RefSeq, a predicted model, not a curated record